Messenger RNA from Otolemur garnettii (small-eared galago), 2318 nucleotides. RefSeq names its product flavin containing monooxygenase 2 (gene FMO2). Gene Ontology annotation, molecular function: N,N-dimethylaniline monooxygenase activity; NADP binding; flavin adenine dinucleotide binding. The transcript has 9 exons. Lineage: Eukaryota; Metazoa; Chordata; Mammalia; Primates; Galagidae. The record is from RefSeq and is a predicted model, not a curated record. Bases 105 to 1712 code for a protein of 535 amino acids.
AGCCACCUCCAACUCUUAAAAACACUUCUGACCGCCUCCUAGCACACACUCAAGGAAGAAAACUAUCCCGUGAAAGGUCACAAAAGGCAAAAACAAAGAAGCCAAUGGCAAAAAAGGUGGCAGUGAUCGGAGCCGGGGUCAGUGGGCUAAUCUCUCUGAAGUGCUGUGUGGAUGAAGGACUGGAGCCCACCUGCUUUGAGAGGACUGAAGAUAUCGGAGGGCUAUGGAGGUUCAAAGAAAAUGUGGAAGAUGGCCGAGCGAGCAUCUAUCAAUCUGUCAUCACCAACACCAGCAAAGAAAUGUCCUGUUUCAGUGACUUUCCAAUGCCUGAAGAUUUCCCAAACUUCUUGCACAAUUCUAAACUUAUGAAAUACUUCAGGAUUUUUGCCGAAAAUUUUGACCUUUUAAAAUACAUUCAGUUCCAGACAAUCGUCCUUAGUGUAAAAAAAUGUCCAGAUUUUCCAUCCUCUGGCCAAUGGAAGGUUGUUACCCAGAGCCACGGCAAGGAGCAAAGUGCCAUCUUCGACGCAGUUAUGGUUUGCAGCGGCCACCACAUCAUACCUCACAUCCCACUGAAGUCAUUUCCAGGUAUCGAGAAGUUCAAAGGCCAAUAUUUCCAUAGCCGCCAGUACAAGCACCCAGAUGGAUUUGAGGGGAAACGCAUCCUGGUGAUUGGAACAGGAAACUCCGCCUCAGAUAUUGCCGUUGAGCUGAGUAAGAAGGCUGCUCAGGUUUUUAUCAGCACCAGGCAUGGUGCCUGGGUCCUAAGCCGAAUCUCUGAAGAUGGCUAUCCUUGGGACCAGGUGUUCCACACCCGAUUUAAAUCCAUGCUCCGAAACAUCCUGCCACGGACAGUUGUAAAGUGGAUGAUGCAAGAACAGAUGAAUAAGUGGUUCAACCAUGAAAAUUAUGGUCUCGAGCCUCAAAACAAAUACCUUAUGAAAGAACCUGUAUUAAACGAUGAUCUUCCAAGUCGUCUGCUCUAUGGAGCCAUCAAGGUGAAAUCUAGAGUGAAAGAGCUCACAGAAACGUCUGCCAUCUUUGAGGAUGAAACAGUGGAGGAAGACAUUGAUGUCAUUGUCUUUGCAACAGGAUAUACUUUCUCUUUUCCCUUCCUUGAAGAAUCACUUGUUAAAGUAGAAAAUAACAUGAUCUCGCUGUAUAAAUAUAUUUUCCCACCUCACCUCGAGAAGUCAACCCUUGCAUGCAUUGGUCUCAUCCAGCCCCUAGGUUCCAUUUUCCCAACUGUUGAACUUCAAGCUCGUUGGGUGACAAGAGUUUUCAAAGGUUUAUGUAGCUUGCCCUCGGAGGACACAAUGUUGGCAGACAUUAUCGAGAGGACUAAGAAAAAAAUUGACCUGUUUGGAGAAAGCCUGAGCCAGACAUUGCAAACCAAUUACGUGGACUACCUGGAUGAGCUCGCCUUAGAGAUAGGUGCGAAGCCAAGCUUUGGCUUUCUCUUGUUAACGGACCCCCAACUGGCUGUGAAACUCUAUUUUGGACCUUGCAACUCCUACCAGUAUCGCCUUGUUGGGCCGGGGAAGUGGGAAGGAGCCAGGGAUGCCAUCUUCACCCAGAAGCAAAGGAUACUGAAGCCUUUAAAGACUCGAACUCUGAAGCCUUCAUCUUCUUCCCCAGUUUCUUCUCUGUUGACAAUCCUGGGGCUCUUUGCUGUGGUUGUGGCCUUUUUAUUCCAACUUCAAUGGUUCUAAUCUUUCAGCAUAAUUCUUUUGCCUUGAUUAUCUUGCCAGUCAGUAUGUCUUAAAAGAAAGAAAAUGACUAAAAGAAAAAAUACCAAAUCUACAUUCUAAUGGUACAUUUUUAGAGUUAGGAGAAAUAAGAGGGGUCGUGGUAGAGGAUUACCAGAAUUAGGUCUAUGUUCAAAAUUAAAAUUGAAUUAUGAAACAUCUAUGCCAUUCCACCCUUACCUUAGUUCAACAGAUUUUCCAAAACGUGUCAUAAAAUAACACUGGCCCCAGGUAGAGUGUGCUCCCAUCCCUGACAGAGGGGAGCUGUGCGGGCAAACAGUAGAAUCAUACAGAAUGAAAAGCAGUCCCCAUGGUGUAGAUUACUGGACCAUUUAAAUUGUGGAUAAAUGUUUGAAAUUCCUGCACAACCUUCCUGAUGCUCUUUCUCUCCAAACUUCACUUAAUAACAAACUUUUCAGGUGUGAGGUCACGUUCCAUUUACUUAGCAGGGGAUCAUUCAAAACGACUAGAGAAAAAAAUGAGAAGACAGACUUAGAAAACAACACUGCUUAGACAGACUUUUAGAGCCUCAUACCAAAAGACAAGCAAAUAGUCACAUUUCCUAUAUUU